AUGACGGACUGUGAUCUUGACUCACUGCUCCUCGUACCCGAAGUAGUCCUGUUGGUGGUUGGUUCAGUGUCACCUCGCGAUUGUCACACUCGUCGUGUUAUGAGUAGCGUGACACCCAUCAUUGUCGACAACAUAACUGCACUCUGGACCGUCCCUGCGGCUAAACGCAGAAACCAGUUCCUGUCAGUCUUCAAUAUAUCAUCUACUGCCCCACAUCUGUCUGCUCCUAUUGACUACUGGCUACGAACUGCGUAUAAUCUAAUAGUCGCAAUCGUCCUGUGA
This is a messenger RNA of Opisthorchis viverrini, 282 nucleotides long. RefSeq lists its product as hypothetical. The coding region runs from base 1 to 282 and encodes 93 amino acids. Lineage: Eukaryota; Metazoa; Platyhelminthes; Trematoda; Opisthorchiida; Opisthorchiidae. The transcript is spliced from 3 exons. The record is from RefSeq and is a predicted model, not a curated record.